UUUCUGCAGCAAACAAGAUGUCUGCGCCCAUGAAAAAUGUCGGCAGAGGGUUAAUUCGAAGAUUUAUGAGUUUUAGGCGAUGUUCUGUGCUGAAACCUGGUUUGACAUAUGCUCGUUACUCAACGAUAAAGUCAUCUGUGUCAGAUAUCUUAAAAGCAUCCAUUGAAAACCUAGAAAAGCCAACAAUUACGCAGGGUUGGGUAAAAUCUAUCCGAAAUUACAAGGAAAUAAUAUUUCUACAUAUAACUGAUGGUACAACAUAUGAACCACUACAGAUUGUAAUUGACAGAAAUAAGAUAAAUGACAUCGAUGUUACCUAUGGCUGUUGUGUCAGUGUCAAGGGCCAAGCUGUCAAAAGUCAGGGCAAAAAUCAAAAUGUGGAAUUUUUAGCAGAGUCCAUGGAUGUCAUAGGACCAUGUGACCCAAUAGAAUUUCCAUUUAAACAACGAAAACAUCAUACAUUAGAAUAUGAAAGGGGUUUUCCCCAUCUACGAGCUAAAACCAAGUCUCACAGUUCACUCUUACGUGUACGAAAUCAAGCAACAAUGGCUAUACAUAAAUAUUUCCAGGAGAAUGGUUAUUGUUUUAUACAUACACCUAUCUUAACAACUAAUGAUUGUGAAGGAGCAGGAGAAACAUUUCAAAUUGAGCCAGUGAAAGAUUUAGCUGAUGGAAAAGAAAAUGCAGAUGGAGAGACAUAUAAGAAUUUUUUUGGUGAACCAACAUUUCUAACUGUAUCUGGUCAACUCCAUCUAGAAGUUAUAACAGGGGCAUUUCAAAAAGUUUAUAAUUUUGGGCCCACAUUUCGAGCUGAUCGAUCUAAAACUCGUCAUCAUUUAUCUGAAUUUUACAUGGUAGAAGCUGAGCUUAGUUUCCUUGACAACCUGGAUGAAUUAAUGAAUGUAAUGGAAGAUUUAGUGAAGACAGUAACAAGAUAUAUAACGCAACAUUCAGAAGAAGAUAUCAAUUAUUUACAAGAUAAAAAACAUCAGGCAAUAAUAGAAAAGAUGUUAAAUUGUGAUUUUGAAAGAAUUUCUUAUACCGAAGCUAUCAAAAUUCUGCUGAACGAUACUGACCAAUUCACAGCCAAAUUAAAGUGGGGCGAUGAUCUUUCAAAAGAACAUGAAAAGUUUUUAACAAAAGAAGUAGAAAAACCAGUUUUUAUCACCGAUUUCCCGGCUGUGUUAAAACCUUUUUAUGCUAGACGGAAUGAGGAUGAUAAUACAGUGGCAGCUGUGGAUCUGUUAGUACCAGAAGUAGGAGAGUUGAUUGGUGGAAGUGUAAGGGAAGAGAGGUUAAAGGUCAUGGAAGAUAAACUCCAAUCUUUAAAUCUAUUGGAUACUUACCAAUGGUAUUUAGAUUUACGACGAUAUGGUACAUCACCACAUGGUGGAUUUGGUUUAGGAUUUGAGAGAUAUUUACAAUUUUUAUUAGGAAUAUCCAAUAUAAAAGACAUUAUACCUUUCCCUAGAUCAAUCGGCAACUGUAAAUUAUAGAUUAAAAUAUUUAAUAUCUUUUAGUUAUUGUACGUUGCAUUAACAGACAAAGGGGUGUGCAACUCCUGAAAACAGAGGUUAAAGUUGCCAUAAUACCUGUGUAUACCUGGCUUGCACGUAAAAGAACCCUUGACAGUGAAUUUGAUGAAGUGGCUGCGGAAAUGUUGCUGUCCAGAUGAAAUUAUCUUCCCUUGUGUUGAUCUCAAAAUGCUUGAAGUAUUGUGUUAACAAGACAUUAAACUCUAUUCCUUUCCACUGUGGCACACUAACUAGAAGAUCCCUCUGUCAAUAUUUCCCUCAUGGUGCACAUAAAAGAUCCCUUGGUAUUUUGAAUUUUGUAUUAGAGUAGGUCCUAGUGCCGCUGUCUGGGCAAAAUUUCCCUCAUGGCACACUAUAUGGAGUAAGCCUAUCUUCAUUAGCCCAUUCGGUGCUGAAAAGUAGGAUGUUAAACCCCAUUUCAUUUUAAAGGGGGAAAUGAUAUAAACACCAUGUCAAUAAAUGAUUUUAGUUGUUUGACUCCUUCAUAUUUAAUUGAACAGAACCUCAUUAACUUAAUUAACAGUAAAAUGUGGAAAUGGAUAGGCUAUGUCUGAGGUUUUAUGAUAAUGUCUUAAUUUAAACACAUACACUGAUGAAAUUGACACCAAUCAAUCAUAAUGAUUAAAGGAAAUCAAACAC
Messenger RNA from Patella vulgata (common limpet), 2174 nucleotides. Its product is annotated as probable asparagine--tRNA ligase, mitochondrial. The transcript has 12 exons. Gene Ontology annotation, biological process: asparaginyl-tRNA aminoacylation. Gene Ontology annotation, cellular component: mitochondrion. Gene Ontology annotation, molecular function: asparagine-tRNA ligase activity; nucleic acid binding; ATP binding. Lineage: Eukaryota; Metazoa; Mollusca; Gastropoda; Patellidae. The coding region runs from base 18 to 1496 and encodes 492 amino acids. The record is from RefSeq and is a predicted model, not a curated record.